Molecule: messenger RNA, 1089 nt
Organism: Didymosphaeria variabile
Lineage: Eukaryota; Fungi; Ascomycota; Dothideomycetes; Pleosporales; Didymosphaeriaceae
Exons: 3
Coding region: 1-1089 (362 amino acids)
Biological process (GO): secondary metabolite biosynthetic process
Molecular function (GO): FAD binding; monooxygenase activity
Source: RefSeq, a predicted model, not a curated record
AUGGCUCAAAUAAGCAAUACAGACAGAUCUUCGGAUGAUCUAAUCAACGAUCCCUCAGACCUCCAUGUCAUGAUAGUGGGUGCAGGCAUCGGCGGCUUGACCGCCGCCGUUGCUUGUCGAGAGAAAGGAUUGAAAGUCACCGUUCUAGAAGCCGCCGAGGAGUUCACAUACAUUCGUGCUGGACUCAUGAUUUCUUCAAAUUGCACACGUGUACUGCUCGGCAUGCCAGGUAUGCGUGAGCGCUUGGAGAAAGUUGGAGCGCCACUGAAGCGGGUCCGCUUCCAUGAUCGAGACGGGAAGCAACUCACGGAGAAGCUCUACCCGGAUUCUGAGAAAGAGUACGGCUCUCCGACCUGGAUGAUUCAUCGUGGUGAUUUGCACGAAUGCUUGCUCGCAAGAGCGCGGGAGCUCGACAUUGAUAUCAAGAUGGGUCGACCAGUCGAGCAGUUUGAUGGACACACACCAAGUGUGACACUAAGGGACGGCACUGUGAUGCAAGCUGAUGUAAUCGUAUGUGGAGAUGGCGAGGUAGGUGGGACUCACUUUAUCGUCGCGUAUCCGGUCCGUCAAGGAGAGUUCUACAACUUUGUUUCCACUCAGCCAGCUGUGCAGACGAAAGGUGACACAUACGUUGUCAAAAUCGAUUCUUCAAUUGUGAAAAACGAGUUCAAGGACUGGGAUCCACGCGUUGUCAAGAUUUUGAGCCGUCUCCCCAAGGAGACUUUGGAGUGGAAAUUGUGCGACCUGGAGCCUAUGGAUAAUGAGACACUGCCUGGCGGAAAGAUAGUCCUACUCGGCGAUGCAGCCCAUGCCUGCUUACCGUCUGCAUCUCAAGGCGCAGCCAUGGCCAUCGAAGAUGGUGGUGCCAUUGCUGAAAUCCUCUCUCGUGUCACAUCCAAAUCACAAGUCAACGCCGCCGCCAAAGCAUACCAGACCUUGCGGAUGCCAAGAACUGCAGAUGUGAGGGACAGCGGCCGUCGCAAUGUGGCUAGGUGGAAGAGUAAAGAUACGCACGAAGAGUCAACGAAUGACUACGUAUGGGAUUACGAUGUCCAAGCGGAGGCAAAGCAAAUUCCAAUAGCUGCUUAG